GUAUUGUUGGGGGAGAAAGCAAAAGCAAAAGCAAAAGCAAAAGCAAAAGCAAUUAGACGCUUAAAAAAAGAAAGCAACCUGAAGCGUUAUUUGCGGGGGGUAUCUGUUAAAAUCGGGUUGAGAUUGACGAUAUUGGUGUGGAUUUUGAUCAUCUUAAAACAUGGAGAGAAAUGGCGAUUGUUUCGUUCCAGAUAUAUCUCCCCCGGAUAUCAACAUUCAGCUUCAAUCCCCAAUUCUCACUCCCAUUCUCUUCUUGGACCAUGUCGGCGAAGUUGUUCUCUCCCUCAAUCCCGACGGCUUGUCUUGGAAAUCCAUCGAACCCCUAUCCAAUGAGCAGAAUGAAUCAUCUUGUCUGGGCAUAAAACUUGCUUCUAAAAAAGAAACUGAUAUCAAAUUUUCUGAUGUAUAUGCUGUUGAGUAUAUAGACUGGGGUUUGGUUCAUGAAUCUAUUCCUGGAAAUGCUGGAGGACGUCUUUUGGGUCAUGGAUCUGAGAUGUACCGCUUUGUGGUGCAUGGGUUCCAGAGGUCAAAGUCUCAACCUUGUCUUUGGGCCCCAUCUGUAUACACCUUUGGUCACAAAGAUUUGGAUGCAUGCCAGAUGUGGGUUAAUCAGAUCACUACUUCUGUAAAUGUGGAAACGGGGCGAGAGCGACCAAAGAGUCUUCUGGUUUUUGUUAAUCCAAAGAGCGGGAAAACAAAUGGAUGUAGAACUUGGGAAGUAGUUGCUCCUAUAUUUUCUUGUGCUAAAGUAAAUACGAAGGUGAUCGUGACAGAGAGGGCAGGGCAUGCAUUUGAUGUGAUGUCCUCUAUUACAAAUAAGGAGAUAAAUUCAUAUGAUGGAGUUAUAGCUGUUGGUGGUGAUGGUUUUUUCAAUGAGAUCCUUAAUGGACUUCUCUCUUCAAGGGUUAAAGCUCCUUACCCACCAGCUCCAACAGAUUUCAUUAAUUCUGUUGAGAAUGGUGGCAGUGUCAUGGUUCAUGAGGCAAAUGAAAUUGUUGCCAAGCCUUCUGAUCAUAAUGGAGAAGACAAUUCUCCUCUUCUCCCAGGUUCAACUCUUAGUGAAUCAAGACCAACAAAUUUCCGAACUGAAGAUGGAUGUUGUGACACAGACCAAGGUCCUGAGUUUUCUCUCCCAAACAAAUGGUUUAGAUUUGGCCUUAUUCCUGCAGGCUCUACCGACGCCAUUGUAAUGUGUACCACUGGAACUCGAGAUCCUAUAACAUCUGCAUUACAUAUUGUCCUUGGCAAAAGGGUGUGCCUUGAUAUAGCUCAAGUUGUAAGAUGGAAAACGACAUCUACAUCGAAGGAUGAACCUUGUGUUCGCUAUGCUGCUUCUUUUGCUGGGUAUGGGUUUUAUGGAGAUGUCAUUACAGAGAGCGAAAAGUAUCGCUGGAUGGGCCCAAAGCGAUACGAUUAUGUAGGAACGAUGGUGUUCCUAAGACACAGGUCAUAUGAAGCAGAAAUAGCAUACCUAGAUGUUAAAUCGGAAGAAACAAGUUCGGCUUCUGAGAAAGGUCUUCAUAGUAGUAGAAAAAGAGCAUUAUGGGGUCUACCUAAAAAAUCUGAAAGAACGGCUUGCCGUGUCAAUUGUGAUGCUUGUAACACAAAACCAAUUUGCACAUUAAGUUGUUCCAUGCCAACACAGAACCCAGAAGAUUCUGAAUGGUUGAGAUCCAAAGGGCGUUUUAUUAGCAUUGGUGCUGCUGUAAUCUCUUGCCGAAAUGAAAGAGCUCCUGAUGGUUUGGUGGCUGAUGCACACCUUUCAGACGGUUUCCUGCAUCUUAUAUUGAUUAGAGACUGUCCUCGUCCAUUGUACUUAUGGCACCUUACACAGCUGGCAAGGAAGGGAGGGAACCCCCUGAAUUUUGAGUUUGUGGAGCACCAUAAAACUAGGGCUUUCACAUUCACUUCUUUGGGCAAGGAGGAGAGUGUAUGGAAUGUGGAUGGUGAGCUCUUUCAAGCACAUAAACUCUCGGCACAAGUAUUUCGAGGCCUUAUUAGCUUAUUUGCAUCAGGCCCUGCAGUUUAAACUGAACAUCUUGGGAAAUAGUAUCAUCCUCAACGGUACCUUAUUUAUGAUCUAAUUUCGUUGUGUUGUAUUAUUAACAAAUUUAAUCAAUAUUAAUUUUCUGGAACCACACAUCAAACAGUGGUUUGUAUUUGAUAUAGUUUUGAAUAUUCAUGAGUUGGAUAAGCUCUGUGAACUUUUGAAAGACGAAAA
Camellia sinensis is the source of this 2221-nucleotide messenger RNA. RefSeq names its product Diacylglycerol kinase family protein (gene ACD5). NCBI's taxonomy places the organism in Eukaryota, Viridiplantae, Streptophyta, Magnoliopsida, Ericales, Theaceae. Gene Ontology annotation, molecular function: ceramide kinase activity. The record is from RefSeq and is a predicted model, not a curated record. Gene Ontology annotation, biological process: phosphorylation; ceramide metabolic process.